AUGCCGCCAGUGGAGCGACCAGGACGACCGGCUCUACGACUCAUAAUUCCGACGUAUAACCGUCCCCAGUUUCCUUCAAGGGAUCCCUCCGCCGGGUUAUUUGAGGUCGACGGGAUCCACUCUCGCCGCAUCCGGCAACCUCGACCCGAAGAUGACGGUCCGCGCGCUCCUCCAAGCAUAUCUUCUUUCGUCUUUGCCAAUGAAUUGCUCCCCCCUCAACCCCAGCAUAUCGACAUGGACAUAUCUAUCCGCCUGGGUCGGCCGCGAGAUCUUCCUCAUCUGAAGAAGGUCCAAAUUGCCUCUACCCUGAACUUGAGGACCUCCGUGAGAUUGAGAACAUGGCUGCCUUUGCGCGCCAGGUAUACGACAUAUACGGGAGAGCUCUUGAAUCAUUGCCUUAUAAAAGGGAUGCUAUGGGUUGCCGUCGCCGAGCUCGCAACGGGAGAAAACUGGAUCGUUGGUUUUGCAAUUGGCAUCCUGAAGGACGACUGGAACCAAGAAGAGCGUCGUGACGACGUUGUUUACAUUGCGAUUCAUGUCCAUGCUUCUGUGCGUCGAAUGGGCGUCGGAAGCCAGCUUCUGAAACAGACUGAGCAACACUUGUGGGAGAGAGGCUUCGAUUAUCUGGUCGCAUCGGCUUUCAGGGAAGAACCAUGGAAGGAGCCGGAGGAGACGUUUUUGAAAAAGAAUGACUUCCAACGAGCAAAUUUGUUGGGAUUCCAACGAAGGUGCCCGUGUCCACACAUUAUGGAUAAAAUCCAUAUUCUGAACAGCGAGUUGAGCGAGAUACAGCCGGGUAUGGAAAGGGCUUUGUGGAUCAAAUCCUUGCCUCCCAGGCUUGGCUCGAAGCGCUAUGGUGACAGCACUCCCCCAUCCGAUGAGAGCACGCCCGAGUCCUACGAGUGGCCUUCACUCCGGAGGCUCCUGCUAGAAGAUGACUACGUCGAUGAUUGAAAGCUGGCAAGGAACAGAAAUUGAUCAUGGAGAGCACAAGGAGCUCGCCAUGUUUAUGUUCUCAAUUAGCGUUGGAUUGAUAUUGAUUUCAGAAUAGCGUACUACCUGGGGUAUAACAGCCUCACAAAAUAGCACAAAACCAGCAACAGCUAUCUACUACAUAUCCAUCUGCGGCGGCGUAGUUCAAAGGAAUACAACACAAAUUCUAAA
Molecule: messenger RNA, 1164 nt
Organism: Neurospora tetrasperma FGSC 2508
Lineage: Eukaryota; Fungi; Ascomycota; Sordariomycetes; Sordariales; Sordariaceae
Exons: 1
Coding region: 1-954 (317 amino acids)
Molecular function (GO): acyltransferase activity, transferring groups other than amino-acyl groups
Source: RefSeq, a predicted model, not a curated record